UUUGUUCAUUUUACUACUAACACUAUCAGGAAAGGACAUUUACGAUCCCGAUUCUUGGAUUUAUCAGAAAACGGGCUCGACCUAAUGCAAAAGAUGCUAACCUACGAUCCGGCAAAGCGGAUCACUGCUGAAGAAGCAUUAAAGCAUCCGUAUUUCACGCAAGUUCUUCAAAAAAUUAUUCAACGACCUGCACCAAAAGAUCCAGAAAUGUUUCCGACGUGGCCUUCAAAAGGCGGUGGAGAACGAAGAAAAUCUUAUGCUAGUCCAUCUGCUCCAAAAGGAGCACAUCACGGUGGUGAAUUUGAUGAAGACGAUCCAGCAUUUCUGGGCUCAAUUUUUGAGAACCAGAUGGCGUCGGGUGUUGAUCGUGGGUUCCGAUUGAACUUUGGAGGAAAUACUCGUGAUUAA
Ambispora leptoticha is the source of this 408-nucleotide messenger RNA. The record is from the annotation of a GenBank genome assembly. NCBI's taxonomy places the organism in Eukaryota, Fungi, Glomeromycota, Glomeromycetes, Archaeosporales, Ambisporaceae.